AGAGCUCACUCUCACUACCAAAGUUUCAGAACUCAGAGCUUCAAAAAUGGCGAUUAUACGAAAUUUCGAUGAAUUUUCGGAAGCUCACGCUAUUUUGCUGGCGAAUUCAGGGAUCCCCUCUUCUAUGCACCAGCGGCUCUUCUUCAAGCUAUCGACUGAGGCAUUUGAUGGCGGCGAUUUCUUUGAGAUUGAGGUGUGUGAAAAUGGACGGCAGAAAAGGCUCCUCCUCUCUGGUGAAUCUAUGGAGAAGGAGGCCGAUGUCUUUUUAGUGGACCAUGCCUGGUCAUUUCGCCUAGCUGAUGCAAGGAAACAGUUUCACGUAGUUCUUCAUGUUUCUGUUAAAAUAUUACUAGUAUAUUAUUGUAAUGCUCAUAACACCGUUUUCUUCAAUUUUCAUCAGAAUCUGAUUGCUCUUAAUCUAUGGGGUAACAAGCUCCACAAUUCACACAUAGUCAUUGAGGAAAUUAAAAAGUGUCGAAAUCUACGGGCUGUUUGGUUGAAUGAAAAUCCGGUUCUCCAAGAAUGUGGUGCUUCCAUUGCUGAUGCAAUAAUGGAAGGUGCCACAGAACUGGAAAUAUAUAAUUCUCAUUUCACAAGUAAUUAUGGCAAGUGGGCACUUGGGUUCUGUGGAGGAAUUUAUGGAGUGGAUAAUCCUAGUUCACAUGAUGUGACACAUCCAUUGAAGGAUGUCAUUGCUCUCGACCUUUCAAACAGAUGCAUCCAUACUCUCUGUAACAAGGCAUUUAAUCCUAAAGAAUUGCCAUCACUUACUCACUUGAAUCUUCGGGGGAAUCCACUAGAUCAGAACUCUGUUGAUGAUUUGUUGCACUUGCUGAAGGGAUUCACAGGUUUGCAAUCUUUGGAGAUAGAAAUUCCUGGUCCACUUGGAAGAAGUGCGAUUGAUAUCCUUGAAUCUCUUCCACGUCUUUUCCAACUAAAUGGUGUCCAUGCAUUAAAUAUUUUGGAAAGCAAAAAGCAGAUAGUUGAUUCAAAGCUUCCACCACGUCUUCCUGUGUGGAAUGCUGGGGAACCUCUUGAAGAUCGUGUUAUUCGUGCAAUGUGGUUUUAUGUGAUGACAUAUAGACUAGCUGAUGAGGAGAAGAUUGAUGAAACCCCUGUGUGGUAUAUGAUGGAUGAACUUGGUUCUGCUUUGCGACAUAGUGAUGAACCCAACUUCAGGAUAGCCCCAUUUUUAUUCAUGCCAGAGGGGACAUUGGCAUCUGCUGUGAGCUUUUCUGUGUUAUGGCCAACUCAGAAUGUGCACAAGGGGGAAGAAUGCACUCGUGAUUUCUUGUUUGGUAUUGGAGAGAAUAAGCAAAGAUCCGCAAGGCUUACGGCCUGGUUUCAUACCCCAACAAAGUAUUCUAUCUCGGAGUAUGAAAAAUUCUGUCAGCAAUUACAUGCGAAUAAAUAUUCCCAUCCUGGUAUCAAGGCUUCUUUGACAACAAGUAUACUUCCAAGCAAUCAACGUUCUCUGCAUGUUUAUACGGAUGUACCACAAGUAGAGGAGUUUUUGACACGUCCUGAAUUUGUUAUAACAAAUGAUCCAAAAGAUGCUGAUAUAAUAUGGACAAGUGUGCAAGUGGAUCAGGAAAUGAAAGCCGCCUGUGGCCUCACAGAUCAACAAUAUGUAAACCAAUUUCCUUAUGAGGCUUGUCUUGUCAUGAAACAUCAUUUGGCAGAGACCAUUCAUCAGGCUCAAGGACUACCAGAAUGGUUGCAACCUACUUACAAUCUAGAAACUCAAUUGCCGGAACUCAUAGGUGACUACCAUAUAAGGGAAGAGAAAGGCCUAAACAAUCUUUGGAUUUUGAAACCUUGGAAUAUGGCCCGAACCAUUGAUACAACUAUUACCAGUGAUUUACCUGCUAUCAUAAGACUCAUGGAGACAGGUCCAAAGAUAUGCCAGAAAUAUAUUGAAUCUCCUGCUUUAUUUCAAGGGAAGAAGUUUGAUCUCAGAUAUAUAGUCUUGUUGCGGAGUGUGCAACCUCUGGACAUUCUGCUUUUUGAUGUUUUCUGGGUUAGAAUGGCAAAUAACACAUAUACUUUGGACAAAAGCAGCCUUUUCGAAUAUGAGACUCAUUUUACUGUCAUGAAUUACGGUAGAAGACUGAAUCACAUGAACACCCCAGAGUUUGUAAUGGAGUUUGAAAAGGAACACCAUGUAAGAUGGUUGGAUAUACAUCAGAGGGUUCGAGAAAUGCUUCGAGCUGUCUUUGAGUCGGCUGCAAUGGUGCAUCCUGAAAUGCACAACUCUUUUUCAAGGGCUAUGUAUGGUGUGGAUGUCAUGCUUGACAGCAACUAUUAUCCAAAAUUACUGGAGGUAUCCUAUUGCCCAGACUGUGGCAGAGCGUGCAAAUACGAUACGAGAUCGGUUUUAGGCAGUGGCGAAAUCAUCAAAGGUCAGGAUUUCUUCAACCAUGUCUUUGGGUGCCUUUUUCUUAAUGAAUCAUCUCACUUCACUCCACUUUGAGCAUGCAUCCGAGUCGGCUUUCCCCCUUUUUAUGAAAAAAAAUCGCCAAGAUGUCCUUUCAAGGUUUUCUUUGGCCACGCUGAUCUUUUGGCAAUCCACCCAAUACUUUUAGUUCUGCCACACUAGUAUGGGGACCAUGAUGGAUUGCUUUCGAUGGAUUACUAGAAACAUGGGUGGCCAAACCACCCCUCUCAUAAUUUUACUGUUUUUUAGGUAAUUUAAGAACACUUGUUAAUUAUUAAAAGUGGUUGUUGUACCAUAAUUUUACAGUUUUUUUUUUUGGUAAUUUAAGAACACGCGUUAAUUAUUAAAAGUGGUUGUUGGGUUUUUGUUUUUUA
Amborella trichopoda is the source of this 2811-nucleotide messenger RNA. The record is from RefSeq and is a predicted model, not a curated record. NCBI's taxonomy places the organism in Eukaryota, Viridiplantae, Streptophyta, Magnoliopsida, Amborellales, Amborellaceae.